AUGGUUCAAAAAAUUUAUCGUCAAAUCCAGUGGCGGCCGGUGAAGAGAAGUGGGAAAACGAUUGUUGUUGCUCAAGAGAAAGAGACGAGAGUCCACAAAGAUGGAAAGACUGAAGAAAAAGCAGUAUUAUCUAAAGAAUGGAAGUGCAGUGCUAGAGGAACUUCUUCCUUUAUGCGACUCCGUUACUUCAGCGCCAAUGAAAUCGACAAGGCAAUAAAGAACCCUGAAAAGAGAAUAAUACUCUUCGGAAGUUGUAUGGUUAAGUUCAACAAACACCUUGUUUUAAGUAGCUUGUGGCUCCAGGGCUAUGGUGGAGACUAUCACCGUAAUAUUUUCCGAGAUAUAGCAAUUACUGCUCAAAUGAGCCAUCUCAAGAAUGUAUUGAGACUUGUUGGUUACAGUCUAGAAUUGGAAAACCCAGUUAUGGUAUAUGAAUAUGUUGAGGCUAUGUCUCUUUAUGAGCUACUUUUCCUAGAGGGUAAUCAUGAUCAAAAUAGAGAAUUCAUUAGAUUAAGGAUUGCUAAUGAGAUCGCUUCAGUAAUUGUUUUUCUCCAUAGCGAAUUCAGUACGCCCAUCAUCUACAGAAACCUAAGUGCAUCAAAUGUGAUAAUAUAUCAGAACAGCGGCGUUGCCAAAAUAACGGACUUCCCAUUGUCCAUAUCAUUGCCUCAAGGGGAACUGGAAGUAGCAGGUGCUAUGUGCGGACAUUCUGGGUAUUUAGAUCCUGAAUACAUGCAAUCGGGUAUUGCUAGUCAAAAAACAGACGUCUACAGCUUCGGUGUUGUUCUCUUUCAGCUAUUAACGGGAAAGAAAAUGAGUAUACUUGAUGGUAAGAUGAUAGAUUUUACAAAGUUUCCCCACGUCGAAACCAAUAUUGAAGAGGGUAGUGUAAUGGAUAGUCGAAACCAAUAUUGA
Nicotiana attenuata is the source of this 915-nucleotide messenger RNA. RefSeq names its product inactive serine/threonine-protein kinase At1g67470-like. Gene Ontology annotation, biological process: protein phosphorylation; cell surface receptor signaling pathway. The coding region runs from base 1 to 915 and encodes 304 amino acids. Gene Ontology annotation, cellular component: plasma membrane. Gene Ontology annotation, molecular function: protein serine/threonine kinase activity; ATP binding. The record is from RefSeq and is a predicted model, not a curated record. NCBI's taxonomy places the organism in Eukaryota, Viridiplantae, Streptophyta, Magnoliopsida, Solanales, Solanaceae. The transcript is spliced from 2 exons.